Neomonachus schauinslandi (Hawaiian monk seal) is the source of this 3105-nucleotide messenger RNA. It is a transcript of the gene CNKSR2, whose product is annotated as connector enhancer of kinase suppressor of Ras 2. The transcript has 22 exons. The coding region runs from base 1 to 3105 and encodes 1034 amino acids. Gene Ontology annotation, biological process: regulation of signal transduction. NCBI's taxonomy places the organism in Eukaryota, Metazoa, Chordata, Mammalia, Carnivora, Phocidae. Gene Ontology annotation, cellular component: membrane; cytoplasm. The record is from RefSeq and is a predicted model, not a curated record. Gene Ontology annotation, molecular function: protein binding.
AUGGCUCUGAUCAUGGAACCCGUGAGCAAAUGGUCUCCGAGUCAAGUAGUGGACUGGAUGAAAGGUCUUGAUGACUGUUUGCAGCAGUAUAUUAAGAACUUCGAGAGGGAGAAGAUCAGUGGAGACCAGCUGCUGCGCAUUACACAUCAGGAGCUAGAAGAUCUGGGGGUCAGCCGCAUUGGCCAUCAGGAAUUGAUCUUGGAAGCAGUUGACCUUCUGUGUGCACUGAAUUAUGGCUUGGAAACAGAAAAUCUAAAAACCCUUUCUCACAAGCUGAAUGCAUCUGCCAAAAAUCUACAGAAUUUUAUAACAGGGAGGAGAAGGAGUGGCCAUUAUGAUGGGAGAACCAGCCGAAAAUUGCCAAAUGACUUUCUGACUUCGGUUGUGGAUCUGAUAGGAGCAGCCAAGAGUCUGCUUGCCUGGUUGGACAGGUCACCAUUUGCUGCCGUCACAGACUAUUCAGUUACAAGGAAUAAUGUCAUACAGCUCUGCUUGGAAUUGACAACAAUUGUGCAACAGGACUGUACUGUGUAUGAAACAGAGAAUAAAAUUCUUCAUGUGUGUAAAACUCUUUCUGGAGUCUGUGACCACAUCAUAUCCCUGUCAUCGGAUCCUCUGGUUUCACAGUCUGCACACCUAGAAGUGAUUCAGCUGGCAAACAUCAAACCAAGUGAAGGGCUGGGUAUGUAUAUUAAAUCAACAUAUGAUGGCCUCCAUGUAAUUACUGGAACUACAGAAAAUUCACCUGCAGAUCGGUGCAAGAAAAUCCACGCUGGCGAUGAAGUGAUUCAAGUUAAUCAUCAGACUGUGGUGGGGUGGCAGUUGAAAAAUUUGGUGAAUGCACUACGAGAGGACCCGAGUGGUGUUAUCUUAACUUUGAAAAAGCGACCUCAGAGCAUGCUUACCUCAGCACCAGCUUUACUGAAAAAUAUGAGAUGGAAGCCCCUUGCUCUGCAGCCUCUUAUACCUAGAAGUCCCACAAGCAGCGUUGCCACGCCUUCCAGCACCAUCAGUACACCAACCAAAAGAGACAGUUCUGCUCUCCAGGAUCUCUACAUUCCCCCUCCUCCUGCAGAACCAUAUAUUCCCAGGGAUGAAAAAGGAAACCUUCCUUGUGAAGACCUCAGAGGACAUAUGGUUGGCAAGCCAGUGCAUAAAGGAUCUGAAUCACCAAAUUCAUUUCUGGAUCAGGAAUAUAGAAAGAGGUUUAAUAUUGUUGAGGAAGAUACUGUCUUGUAUUGCUAUGAAUAUGAAAAAGGAAGAUCAAGUAGUCAAGGAAGACGAGAAAGCACCCCGACUUAUGGCAAGCUACGACCUAUAUCUAUGCCAGUGGAAUAUAAUUGGGUGGGGGACUAUGAAGAUCCAAAUAAGAUGAAGAGAGAUAGUAGAAGAGAAAACUCCCUACUCCGAUAUAUGAGCAAUGAAAAAAUUGCUCAAGAAGAAUACAUGUUUCAGAGAAACAGCAAAAAAGACACAGGGAAGAAGUCUAAAAAGAAGAGUGAUAAGAGUAAUAGCCCGACUCACUAUUCAUUGCUACCUAGUUUGCAAAUGGAUGCACUGAGACAGGACAUCAUGGGCACGCCUGUGCCAGAGACCACACUAUACCAUACAUUUCAGCAGUCCUCACUGCAGCACAAAUCAAAGAAGAAAAACAAAGGUCCUAUAGCUGGCAAGAGCAAAAGAAGAAUUUCUUGCAAAGAUCUUGGCCGGGGUGAUUGUGAAGGUUGGCUUUGGAAAAAGAAAGAUGCAAAGAGUUAUUUUUCACAGAAAUGGAAGAAAUACUGGUUUGUCCUAAAGGAUGCAUCCCUAUAUUGGUAUAUUAAUGAGGAGGAUGAAAAAGCAGAAGGAUUCAUCAGUCUGCCUGAAUUUAAAAUUGAUAGAGCCAGUGAAUGCCGCAAGAAAUAUGCAUUCAAAGCCUGUCAUCCUAAAAUCAAAAGCUUUUAUUUUGCUGCUGAGCAUCUUGAUGAUAUGAACAGGUGGCUUAACAGAAUCAAUAUGCUGACUGCGGGAUAUGCAGAAAGAGAGAGGAUUAAGCAAGAACAAGAUUACUGGAGUGAGAGUGACAAGGAAGAAGCAGAUACUCCAUCAACACCCAAACAGGACAGCCCUCCACCGCCCUACGAUACAUACCCACGGCCUCCCUCUAUGAGUUGUGCCAGUCCUUACGUGGAAGCAAAACACAGCCGGCUCUCGUCCACUGAGACCUCCCAGUCACAGUCCUCCCAUGAGGAGUUUCGCCAGGAAGUGACCGGGAGCAGUGCGGUGUCCCCCAUUCGGAAGACAGCCAGUCAGCGCCGCUCCUGGCAGGAUUUAAUUGAGACGCCCCUGACAAGCUCAGGAUUACACUAUCUUCAGACUCUGCCCCUGGAGGAUUCUGUCUUCUCCGACUCCGCGGCCAUCUCCCCAGAGCACAGGCGACAGUCCACUCUUCCAACUCAGAAGUGCCACCUACAGGAUCACUAUGGGCCGUACCCUUUGGCCGAGAGCGAGAGGAUGCAAGUGUUAAAUGGAAAUGGAGGCAAGCCUCGAAGUUUUACUCUGCCUCGAGAUAGCGGGUUCAACCACUGCUGUCUGAACGCACCGGUUAGUGCCUGUGACCCGCAGGAUGACGUGCAGCCCACAGAGGUGGAGGAAGAGGAGGAGGAGGAGGAGGAGGAAGGGGAGGCAGCAGGGGAAAACAUAGGAGACAAAAGUGAAAGUAGGGAAGAAAAGUUAGGAGAUUCAUUGCAAGAUUUAUACAGGGCAUUGGAGCAAGCCAGUCUGUCACCGCUGGGAGAACACCGCAUUUCAACCAAGAUGGAAUACAAGCUAUCAUUUAUAAAGAGAUGUAAUGACCCUGUGAUGAAUGACAAACUACACAGGCUGAGAAUUCUCAAAAGCACUUUAAAGGCCAGAGAAGGGGAAGUAGCCAUUAUUGAUAAAGUCCUAGACAAUCCAGACUUGACAUCUAAAGAAUUCCAACAAUGGAAGCAGAUGUACCUGGAUCUUUUCUUGGAUAUCUGUCAAAACACCACCUCAAAUGACCCAUUAAGUAUUUCUUCUGAAGUAGAUGCAAUCACUUCCUCUCUCACACACACUCACUCGUACAUUGAAACACAUGUGUAA